AUGUCUCAAACAGCCGUUCUUCCCUCGAAAACGUCAACCCGGUACACGUUGGGCGUCACGCUGGACGAGCAGGCAUCCCACGAAGUGGUCGCAAACGUAUUCGAAGACCCUUCGCUGUCGAACAGCCUAAAGACCGAGGCCUUGAAGGAUUUCCAGAAGCUCAGUAUCGAAAUCUGUAACAUUGACAAGGACUUUCAGGCCAUCAGCGGGAAGCUGCACAUUUUCGACGCACAGAAGUUCCUAGAUGUGAACGGCAACGUCUUGCCUCCGCUGCAGCCUCAGUGGAUUGGCCAUAAGGAGGUAAAAUUUAAGGAGCUCGUGAACGCGAGCCGUGCCAAUGCGAUCAAGGCCUCUAGCGUCUUAACCCAAUACACCACGACGGUGCUGUCCGAAUUCACGUGCGAGAUCUCCGAGAUACAGGCAGAGUUAGCUCAGCUCAUGAGUAAGGUCGCGACUGAGUCCGAGAAUGCCUACGCCGUGGAACGCAAUUUCAAGACGCUUUCGGAGGACUUGCACCUCUUCGCAGCGAUUGUGGACGAUGCGCUCAAGCGGGCAGAGUCAGCUCUUCAGGUUGCACCGAAGAAAGCACGGCGGGAGCUCGCACAGUUGAAGGAGGAUCUCAUGAUGAUCACCAUGAAGAUGUAUGGCAUGGGGGCAGUCUGUCUGGCUUAUGCCGCUGCUGGUGUCACGGCUGUGGCUCUGACCUUCAUCACGCUGAGUCCCGCAGCUUAUUACGCCGUCAUGGAACCCGCAAAGAAGGCAAAGGCGGCGGGGCAGGGGUUCAUCAGCGCAAGACAGAAUGCGACCGAUUUGAAGAGCAAGAUUCAGGCACAAUCGACGCUAUACGCUGACUUGAAGGCGCAGGCGCACGCGAAGCUCAAAGUCUUUCGAAAGGAGGCUUUGAAGGAUACCCCCAAGGAGAUAUGCACGCUAGCGGACAAGAUCAACGCCAUUUCCCGCACCUGGCAAGUGAUCAAGGCAGACAUGCAGAUGCUACAGGAGCGUUUGGAGUACGCCUCAUCGGGCAGUGCCGUCGCCAGCGUGUUCAAUGGGAAGCUGAGCGCCGUCCGGGACCUAUACCUGAAGCUUGCCGAAGUCCUAGAGGCAUACGGGAAGAAUGACUACGCGGUUUAG
Trametes versicolor FP-101664 SS1 is the source of this 1134-nucleotide messenger RNA. RefSeq lists its product as uncharacterized. The transcript has 10 exons. The record is from RefSeq and is a predicted model, not a curated record. Lineage: Eukaryota; Fungi; Basidiomycota; Agaricomycetes; Polyporales; Polyporaceae. Bases 1 to 1134 code for a protein of 377 amino acids.